Suillus bovinus is the source of this 1777-nucleotide messenger RNA. RefSeq lists its product as uncharacterized. Lineage: Eukaryota; Fungi; Basidiomycota; Agaricomycetes; Boletales; Suillaceae. The record is from RefSeq and is a predicted model, not a curated record. Gene Ontology annotation, molecular function: protein binding. The transcript has 3 exons. Bases 20 to 1585 code for a protein of 521 amino acids.
AGGACCUUCACUGCAGGAUAUGGUUUUCACGAGUCUACACACACUCCCAGAGGAGAUAUUGUGCUACUUGUUUUCCUUCCUUCGCGCUCCAUCAAUCUUGAGCUGUACAUCGACGUGUCGCUACCUUCGCAAAGUCCUUGAUACUUCCUCUGCACUGCAGUAUGCGAUUGAACUCGAAGCCCAAAAGAUGGUGGAGGUCACCGCACUAGACGCAAUGAUAUUUCCCGCAGAACGCUUAGAGAUACUGAGAAACCAAAUGCGUUCCUGGCAAGCGUUCAAACCCACCAUCGUAGAUCAAUUUCUGCAGCCAGGUGGCGAGGUAUCCAUGUCGUUCGGACAUUUAUCUACCUGGGAUGAUCGUCCCCAGAUCGCACAGAUCGCACAUAUUCGUGCGCUGGACUCAGGCUCUUUGGAGGAGUCCCUGUCGUAUAGGCGUUGGAAUGCAGACAGUUACCCAAUGCCAAAAGACACUCCUUUUCGGGUUCACAGCGUCUGUAUGGACCCAUCACAAGAUUUACUUGUUUUUUUGGUACUCGAGCCGAACCAUAUGGCAGAAAUUUCUUGCCGGAUUUACUUGGAGACCCUUAGCAUGAGCGAGCCGCACCCUUUGGCUGCUAGUGAGGUCUUGACUUCCUUCAAGCCACAUAUCUCAGCAAAUUGCCACAUUGAUCAGACAAAGAUAAAGCUCAAAAUCUGGGGAGACCGCAUAGUGCUCUUUAACUUAUGCGAUGAAUAUUCUCAUUGCCCUGCAAGAAUGCAGAUUUGGAACUGGCAAGAGAAACAGGACUUCAAGUGUGUCUAUCGGGAACAGGAACCAUACGGCAAGAUGGAUGACUGCUGUAUUGUGAACCGAAAUCACUUGAUCGUAUCAUCUAGAAUGACCGGCCGACUACCAUGCAGACUGAGCAUCUUUUCAUUCCAUGACCUUGGGAAACCCCCAGUCCGUGUUGCAGAGUGUAUCCUACCCUUUCAACCGGAGGGAACAUUCCUGCGGCAUUCUUCAUUUGUAACCAUCAGCCCGGACCUCCGUCGUUCCAUUGCCCCUCAGGAUAUACGCUUCUAUCCAGACGCUGAAAAUCAGCUCAUUGCUCUCAAUGUUGACGGUCCACCCAGUCUCGUCUUUAUCAUUGACACUGAUAAACUCCUCACCACCUACCAAAGCGGCGCACACACUGAGGGUCAGAGCCGCGUUUUACCCUGGAAGGAAUGGGGUCCAAACUGUUCGCGAUGCAUUUUAGACCCCAUACCUAACAGCCUUUUUGUCCUGCGAUUAGACGUCGCCGGUGAGAGAGCAAUCCAUGCUACCCCAAAUGAUGUCGACUGCACAUCUUAUAGCCUGCGCACGUAUGACUUCAACAAGUAUCGCAUUUCGCGUGCCGCAGCUUCCAAGGACUUUCGUGGCCGCAUUAUUACAGAACCAUCGAUAGUCAAACACCGACAACUCAAUGAAGACAUUAUAACAAACCUUCCUUACGUGGUAGUUGUGGACGAGGAACGCAUUGAGACAGGCACAGAUAUGAUAGAUGUUACUUUCGAUGACGAGAAAAUUUUGAUCAUCAAGGCUUGUAAUUCUCAUCUGUUUUGAAUGCGCGAGGCUAACAUAUCACACAGAGCUCCCAGCGAGAUGAAAACGAAUUUGUAAUCGACGUUGCUAAUCCCUCAUGUAAUAUGGCUGUGCGAGGAAAAUAGCACGUACAUGGAACUGUAGAAUUUAUAUCAUUAGAAAAAAUUGUGAGGUUGCGUCGAACCGAUAUUGGACGUCAUCAUGUUGAUGAGA